Thermothielavioides terrestris NRRL 8126 is the source of this 3516-nucleotide messenger RNA. RefSeq lists its product as uncharacterized. The annotation marks the transcript as partial. NCBI's taxonomy places the organism in Eukaryota, Fungi, Ascomycota, Sordariomycetes, Sordariales, Chaetomiaceae. The record is from RefSeq and is a predicted model, not a curated record. The transcript is spliced from 2 exons. Gene Ontology annotation, molecular function: protein binding.
CCUCCAUCUGCGAUUGCCAUUGCCAUUCCAUGGACACCUAACUCUCGCACUCACACUCACGGGCCGACGUGGAUGACGAUGAGCUGAAUUGCUAUCCUAACGUCCAGAACCUCAAAUACUUUCCUGGAUUUUUUGUUAUUUUUUUCCUCUAUUUUUCUUCCCUGCUCCUGACCCGAACGCCACCCCACAUCUGCGCCCGCCAUGUCGCCGUCUUCCCUGGGCGACUGGCUCCGCGAAGGCCGCUAUGUCGACGUGCUGCUCAGCGAGCCCGCGGCGGCGCUGAUUGCCGAGUUUGUCGCGGUCCUGCGGGGCCAGCAGCUGGCCGGGGCCGCACCGGCAUCAUCGGAGUCGGAGUCAGGGUCGGGGCCGGGGUCGGGGCCAGCGCUGCUGGCUGGGUGCGAGCGGGACGUUGACGGCGGCAGCAAGAUAACCACUGGAUCCCCGGACGCUGGCACAAGUAGCAGCAGCAGCAGCAGCAGCGAUCGCGUCGCCGUCGGCCUCGCGGCCCUCAACGCCUUCCUGCAGGCCAACGUGACCGGCCCGCCGCUCGACGGGCGCGCCCUGCGCGCGCUGCAGCAGCGCUUCCUCACCUUCUCAGCUGCUGCUGCAGGGCCGGAACCACAACCGCUGACGCGGGUGGAGCUCGGCCGGGCGUGCCGGCGCGCGCUCGAGGUCGAUGGCGUCGAGUGCUACGAGCACGUCCCGCUGGUGGAGGUGUUUUGUCUGGCGCGGCAUCUGCUGCUGCUGCCGCUGCGGAAGGAGGAAGGGGCUGAGGCCGGGGCAGGCGGUGUUGGUGAGGCGGCUGGGGACGGGGACAGAGCCGCUCGGUCCGCGGCCUGGCUUGCGCUGAGGGUCAAUGUGUGGCAUUAUAAGCUGCUGACGCAGCCGAGCUUGGGGCCCGGGUCGGUGUUCAACCGGAGUGCGUCGUGGUGUGAUGUGCCGAGUCUGCAGGCGGCCGUGGAGAAGGGGCUGGAGCAGGUGGAGGGAGAGGUGUGGGCUGGCGAGGGCUGGAGCACGCAGGACCGGGUGCGCUUCCUGGUCGAGAAGGCGAACGUGUGCAUCAUGCUGGGCCAGGACGCCAAGGCGAGGGAGGCGCUGCGGCGCGCAACUGAGCUGAGCGGCUUUGUGUAUGCACUGUCGGGCGCGCUCGGGAAAAGGACGCGGUUCCAGCAGAAGAGCACCAGCCAGCUGGUGGUGCUGGCGAAGAGCGGGCAGGAGGCGCAGACCGAGGACCUCCAAGGCAACCAGGCCAAGCCGCAGGCGCUGGCGCUCAACGACGACACGCUGCUGGAGACUGUGGAAUUCACAAAGGAGGAGGACGGCAGGCGCACGGAAGCGGCAUCGGAGCUCCCGCCGGCGCUGAAUGAUCUCCCGCCCGACGAUCAACCGCAGCUGGCGCCCGAGGACCAGAUCAUACUGCUCGCCGAGGCGACCCUGAAGGACGCCUUCUCGCCCGCCGACUCACUGACCUCGGAGGAGAUCCUGCCCUUUGCGGUCCGCGUCAUCGGAGACAAGUCGACCAACUGGCAGAUCUACACCCACGCACUGCUCGUGCGGUCGCGCAUCGAGGUCCACCGUAGCCGCACGGUCGAGCGGGGCGUGCUGCAGAUGCAGGCCGUCGUCGACCAGGUCAUCGUCGACACCGCGCAGUCGGCAGAGCAGGCACAACAGCCGGAGCAAGACGGGGGUGCGUCAGCGAGCAUCCCGCAAAUUCAGAUCACUCAAGAGGGCGACGAAGGCUACAAGCCAGCCGGCCAGCCGACGUCCUUCUUCCCCGCUCCGAAACCGACCGAGACGGCCCCGGCACAGGCCCGUCUGGAAUACAUCCACGCGCUCAGCUCGCCGCCGCGGUGGCAUCUUGAGACCGAGCUCGCCUACGCGUGGACCAGCGUCGGGUCGCUCGUCUCGGCGCUCGAGAUCUUCAAGCGCCUGCGGCUGUGGGCCGAGGUCGCGCUGUGCUUUGCCAGCGCCGCCGCCAGGGACGACGAGGACGGGCGCGGGAUCAGCGGGGAGGCGAAGGCGAAGGCUGUGCUGCGCUGGCGGCUGUUCCGCAGGACGGGGACGCCUCUCGAGCAGGCGGACGCCUCUGGUGCAGCGGACGAGGAGGUGGACCUGGACCGACUGAAGGAGGCUGAUUUCCGCGGCCCGGAGCGCCACCCGCCGCCUCCGAACGCGCCGCGGCUGUGGUGCAUCUUGGGCGACCUCGAGAACGACCCGGUGCACUACGAGCGGGCGUGGGAGAUCUCAAAGCACCGGUUCGCGCGGGCGCAAAAGUCGCUCGGCGAGUACUACCUGCAGCAGAAGGACCUGUCGCGCGCGCGCGAUGCCUACAAGAAGGCGGUCGCCGUCAACCGGCUGAGCUCGGAGCUGUGGAACCGGCUGGGCGACAUCUGCCUGCGUCUCGGCGACUUCUCUGACGCCGCCGAGGCGUUCGGCCGCGCCAUCGCGUCGUCCGGCAACGCGGUCGGCGGCGAAGACGCCCGCACGUGGAGCAACCUGGGCAGCGCCCUCUACAGCCUCUACGUCGAGCGGGUCAAGGAGCUGAAGCAGCGGAAGGAACAGCCCAAACCCGAAGAAACCUCUACUAGCACUACGCAAAAAGCAGAAGACGAGAACGAUGAUGAGGAUGAAUCUACGAGCCCAGCAACGACACCCGCCGCAGCCGACACCGCGGCAAAGCGGCGCGACGACCCGGCGACGCUCCUCGCGCAGUCGCUGGCGGCCUACAAGCGCGGCGCCGCCAUCGCGCGCGACAACUGGCGCAUCUGGGACAACGUGAUCACGCUGGCCGCGCGCCUGCGCCCGCUGCCCGUGCCGGACCUGCUGCAGGCGCUCCGCGAGCUCGUGCGCAUCCGCCGCAUUGACGCUUCCGAGAGGGCGUGGCGAGCGGCCGUCGGAGGCACUACGGGUGUCGCUGUGUCCGGCGGGGGCGGUGGGGGCGGCGGCGGGGACAGCGGAAACUGGCUGGAGGAUGCGCAGGGCUGGAAGACGGUGGUGGACCGGACGGACGAGCUCGUGUCGCUGCUGGAGAACUACGGCGCCGAGGUGGCCGAGAUCGGGCCCCGGUGGAAGGGCAAGGCGCGCAGCGCCGUGCGCAGCGUCAUGGGCAAGGCCAAGGAGAGCUGGGAGGGCUCCGCCGAGUGGGAGCGGCUGGUGGCUUUGUUGGAGGGGUUGACGUGAUGUCUAGUUCUCGGUGUCUCCCUUUUGGUUUGUGUUGCGUUGGGUGGACAUCUUAGUACGUGAUGUACCUACUACGUUUCACUCGCCUGGCCUCGUGUUGUACAUAACUGCACUCAAUAUACGCAGAGAAGGCAAGCUGCCGGGGAUAGCAGCCAUGCCGGGGUCAAGAUGGAAAUCCGUGGCUCGUCUGAGCUGGCUCCAAGAUUAAAUGUGUGCGUCACGACAGCGAGAGAGCAGCAUUGCAGCACGACUGCAGGCCGCGACGGUGGGGGAUCCCUGUCACCCGCUGCCCCGCUGGUGGUUUCGCCGGGCCUUAGACCUUCCCGAUUUGCCCGU